CGCCGAGGACAUCCAUUUUCGAGCCCGGUGUGUAGGGUAGGUCAGCGCGGAUGGAACCGAACGUGAGGAGGGACACCACGGAUUGCACCGUCAACCCUCCCUCUUCUCAGUGACCGAGACAUGGACCCUGGUUUCAUGUCCAUCUGAGAUGUUGCUCAGGUGUUCGGAUUGCAACGGGCACCAAGAAACCCCCUCGCAAAUGAUACCGGCUUUUUUUCGAGUAUGUGAUAAUUCCAGCUCGACAUCCCGAGCCAUUGGCUGGGUGACUUCAAUCUCCUGGUCUCGUCUCACCAACAAAUACCGAGAGACAAUAUUACAAGUCGUCUGUCACGUAACCUGCGAGAUCCCCCUGACUAAGAUGUCUAUCAGAUCUCCAGACUGCUCAUUCUCCACGGCGCCGCGGCCAAACCCCACGCGCCAUUUCCAAGACCAGUCGUCCCAACUUCACCCAGCACGUUUUGCCGCCGCCGCCCGCGCGUCCGCCCUACGGCCCGGCCUAUCGACUGCUCGGGUUCCUGCGCAGAUGAUCAUCCCGCCCGCGCCCGCUGUGAGCUGUCACGCCCUGUCACUUUCAGCCUACUGCUGGCUGCUGCGCCAUCCGUGGUGAUGCGGCGCCAUGUCCUGCCUGAUUCGGCCACAUGUUCAACGGUGCUUGGGGAGCGCAGUAGAGCACUGGCGAGUUGAGCUAGGUCUCGCGCGAAUCGGCGUCCAAC
Messenger RNA from Ilyonectria robusta, 713 nucleotides. RefSeq lists its product as uncharacterized. The transcript has a single exon. The record is from RefSeq and is a predicted model, not a curated record. Lineage: Eukaryota; Fungi; Ascomycota; Sordariomycetes; Hypocreales; Nectriaceae. Bases 149 to 607 code for a protein of 152 amino acids.